Messenger RNA from Conger conger (European conger), 3542 nucleotides. Its product is annotated as ubiquitin carboxyl-terminal hydrolase 5-like. Gene Ontology annotation, biological process: protein deubiquitination. Lineage: Eukaryota; Metazoa; Chordata; Actinopteri; Anguilliformes; Congridae. Bases 164 to 2695 code for a protein of 843 amino acids. The transcript is spliced from 20 exons. Gene Ontology annotation, molecular function: zinc ion binding; protein binding; cysteine-type deubiquitinase activity. The record is from RefSeq and is a predicted model, not a curated record.
GCCCCGUCUUUUAUCAACUGAUGACACAGGACCACAGGACCUAGAUAGGGUGGUAGCUAGGAUCAUUGGAAGAGGAGGGAGUGAGCGACUGGGAAAACAGGGAGUUGGCUUGGGAAAAGGGAGUGCCCAAGAGACAGAAGCUAGCAAACCAUUUAUUAGAGAGAUGGCUGAUGUGAGUGAGGUUUUGAUGUCUGUUCUGUCCACGAUUCGGGUUCCGAGGCCCGGAGAUCGUGUCCACAAAGACGAAUGCGUCUUCUCUUUUGCAAAUCCGGAAGCAGAGGGUGGUCUGUAUGUGUGUAUGAACAGUUUCCUUGGCUUUGGUGCUCAGUACGUGGAAAGACAUCACAAUAAGAAUGGCCAAAGGGCGUAUCUGCACAUCAAGCGCACUCGUAAAGCCCAGAAAGACGAGGACGCAAAUUCUGACUCGCCAAAAAAGCCGAUACGGUUGGCUAUUGGCAUAGAAGGGGGAUUUGAUAUAGAGCAGGAGCAGUAUGAGGAAGAAGUCAAGGUUGUCCUCUUUCCUGACAAACAGGAAGUGACAUUGGAGGACCUGACGACCAUGCCCGAUGUUGUCAGGGAGCGGGUGUCGUUGUCCAUGACGGGGUUGGUGUCGGCAGACUCGGUGUCCCACACCAUCCAGGUGCAGCAGUGGGACGGCGAGGUGCGGCAGGAGUCCCGGCAUGCGGCCGACCUGAGCCAGCUGGACAACGGCGUCAAGAUACCUCCCAGCGGGUGGAAGUGUGACGUGUGUGGCUUGGAGGAAAACCUGUGGAUGAAUCUCUCAGAUGGGAAGAUCCUCUGUGGGCGCAGGUACUUUGAUGGCUCCGGAGGCAACAAUCAUGCCCUUGCGCACUUCCAGCAGACCGGAUACCCCCUAGCUGUCAAACUGGGUACUAUUACCCCUGAUGGAGCAGAUGUGUACUCCUAUGAGGAAGAUGACAUGGUUCUGGACUCUAAGUUGCCGGAACACCUGUCUCACUUUGGCAUUGAUAUGAUGACCAUGGAGAAGACAGAGAGAACGAUGACUGAGCUGGAAAUUGCGGCUAACCAGCGUAUGGGGGAGUGGGAGGUGAUCCAAGAGUCGGGGGCUACGCUGCAACCCCUGACAGGCCCCGGCUUCACUGGAAUGAGUAACCUGGGGAACAGCUGCUACCUCAACUCUGUCAUGCAAGUGCUCUUCACCGUGCCGGACUUCCAGCGCAAGUAUGCCUCCAACAUCGAAAAGAUUUUUGCCAACGCUCCAAGCGACCCCACACAUGACUUCAAAACGCAAGUGGCAAAGUUGGGCCAUGCCUUGUUGUCAGGGGAAUAUUCAAAACCUGCCCACGACUCUGAAGAUAACCCCAGUGGUGAUCAGGUCGGCAUAGCGCCGCGAAUGUUCAAAGCAUUAGUUGGUCGAGGACACCCUGAGUUCUCCACCAAUCGGCAGCAAGAUGCUCAGGAGUUUUUUCUGCACUUCAUUAACAUGGUGGAGCGGAAUUGUCGUUAUGGGGAAAAUCCCUCUGAGGCCUUUCGCUUCCUGGUGGAGGAAAGGAUUGUCUGUCAGCAGUCAAACAAAGUCAAGUACACACAGAGGGUGGACUACAUCGUACAGUUACCUGUGCCUAUGGAACAAGCCACUAACGCAGAUGAGCUGCAGGAGGUGGAGCAGAAACGUCAGGAGGCGGAGGCUGCAGGCGUGCCCCCUCCUCCCACCCCCAGGGCUUAUAUCCCAUUCGAUGCCUGUCUGGAUGCCCUGAGUGAACCUGAGACUCUCGUAGACUUCUGGAGCUCUGCUGUCCACGCCAAGACCACUGCCAGCAAGACGACCAGCUUUGCGUCCUUCCCUGAUUAUCUUGUCAUCCAAAUCAAGAAGUUCACCUUUGGCCUGGAUUGGGUACCAAAGAAGCUUGAUGUGAGUAUUGAUGUGCCUGAAACACUAGAUCUGAGUUCGCUCAGAGGGACUGGGCUACAGCCCGGGGAGGAGGUGCUUCCGGAGGUGGCCCCCCCUCCUCUCAUGACCCCUGACGUGGAGGUCAAAGGUAUCCUGGGCUCCCACGGCAACGAGGAUGACGACUCGCUGUACUCCCCACUGCUGUCCCCUGUACUAGAUGACUCAACAGUGUCCCAGCUGUGUGAGAUGGGCUUCCCCCUGGAGGCCUGCAGAAAGGCGGUCUACUGCACUGGGAACACUGGGAUUGAUGCCGCUAUGAACUGGGUGAUGGGUCACAUGGACGACCCUGACUUCUCUGCCCCCAUGGUGCUGCCGUGCGGAAGUUCGGCCCCGGGGUCCACGCCCACUGAAACGUUAUCCGAGGAGCACUUAGCAACCAUCGUCUCCAUGGGGUUCGGCCGAGAUCAGGCCACACGAGCGCUGCGGGCUACGAGCAAUGUUCUGGAGCGGGCGGUGGACUGGAUCUUCUCCCACCUGGAUGACCUGGAGUCCAUGGAGGUGUCGGAGGGGGGUCGCUCCGCUGCGGAGAGCGAGGGCGGCAGGGAGCCCCCCCCAGGACCCCGCGUGAGGGACGGAGAUGGAAAGUAUGAGCUGUUUGGCUUCAUCAGUCACAUGGGCACGAGUACCAUGUGUGGUCACUAUGUCUGCCACAUCAAGAAGGACGAGCAGUGGGUGAUCUUCAAUGAUCAGAAGGUGUGUGCCUCUGAGAAGCCCCCCAAGGACCUAGGAUACCUGUACUUCUACAGAAGAGCGACUGAGUGAGAGAGAGUGGAGAAAGAUACCUGUAGUUCUACAGGAGAGAGCCUGAGAGAAAGAGUGAAGUACUUGUGCUUCUACAGGCGAGUUACUGAGUUAAGAGAGAGGUUGAGAUACCUCUACAGGAGAGUUAAUGAGAUGCCUGUAGUUCAUCAGGAACAUGACAAAUUGAGAGUGAGAUACCUGUACCUUUAUAUCAGAAUGACUGAGAGAUACCUGUCCCUCAAGCAGAGUACCUCACUGAAUGACAAAUACCAUCUCUAGGAGUGACUGAGUGAGACAGAAGGGGUGAGAGACUAGUACCUUAGUUAGUUUGGGAGAGAGGUUAAGGGUAUCUGUACCACUACAGAGUGAGAUACAGGACUGAGAGGGACCUGUACUUCCAUUGUAAUGAAUGAGUGAGAGAGAUGGGUUAAGGCAGAAGAGUAGCUCUGAGGUCCAAAGAGAGGAUUGGAUGCAAAUGGAACAGAGGUAAUUGUUACGUACACAAGCGAGUGACAGAUUAAAGGGGUGAAUUAAUAGAGGGAGGUGUCCAUCGUGUCCUGGCACAUUCCCUUUCCCUUUUCACAAAACUCAUGAACUCUCCAAACUCAACCUCUCUAUUCACUCUCCACUGAUUAGCACUGAUUGUGAUGUUAUUGCUGCUACGGCCAAUUCCGGCUCCUGCUCUCCCCUGUGAGAUACAGAUUUAAGAAACCACUGACCAGAAAAGUUCAACCGAAAAAUUUAACCGAAUCCACUAUAAAAUUGUGCACACUUCAGACAAAGUGUUGCUUCUGGCAAAUGUGGCAAGAAAGAGUGAUAACUGUGUUCUCCCUGCUUUAAAAAAUAAAAUUGUGCAUUCCUCCCUUAA